GUACUCCACAGUGCGCAUUAAGCCACCUGAGCCUUACAUAACCGUACUUAACGCGCGUCCCGUAGUCGUCUCCACCUCACCGUUUUAUCAUCACUCGCUGAGACUCUUCCAGUGUACAACCCCGAGAUGGAGUAUUCGUCUGACGAUAUCGCAGCGGCGAGAAGCUUUCAGUUCGCUACGUACAUAUACACGUCGAUGGCUACAUUCUGGGUCUAUGAUUAUGCAUGUUCACUCCAUGAAGAGUGGUCAUUUUUGCUUCAAUCGCACUGGAACAGAGUGAAAGGCUUGUAUAUUGCUACACGAUACCUCCCCUUUAUUCUUCUCACUACAAAUCUAUAUAUGAACUUUUCCCAAAAUGAGAACCCAGAUAGAUGCCGGGUGUUGGCCAAUAUUGACUCAGGUAUUGGUAUGGUAUCAACCAUCUUCUCCGAAUGUUUUUUCAUCCUCAGAACAUAUGCGCUCUGGGAUAAUAACAGAAUCUUGCUCGCAGCCAUGGCGUCCACCUUUUUCGCUUUUAUCGUAGCAUCCUUCACCAUUGCCUUCACCACUACCGCCCCCGCCGCAUAUGCCGCUAGCGCGAUCCCAGGCAUCACAGGGUGCUACCAGAGUUCGACUAGUUUCCAGCUCUUCAUACCAUUUCUUCUCCUUUUUGCGUUCGAAUUGGCACUCAUGAUACUCACGCUCAUACGCGCCAUACAGAGCUGGCGGACGAACACAAACCGUCUGUACGUUGUCCUGGUGAACCAUAACAUAUCCUAUUAUGCAUGCGGUCUUCUGUUCUCAGUGGUGAACAUAUUCACAUCGCUGCUCCUCCAGUACUCCUACCACUCCAUGUUACAUGAUUUCCAGUUCAUUAUCCUCGCAGUCCUCGCCACGCGCAUGCAUCUCCAUCUCUGGCAGAUGGGCCAACCUGGACACAGCUCUCUCGUGGAUAUUCCAAUGUCCGAUAUAUCAUUUGUACAUUCUAUGCCGUGAUGUCUUAUCCUGUGGUUUAUUCGUGGAGCGAGGCUUUGACUGUUACGAGAUGACUGGUGGGGUGGGUUUGGUAAAGUUCGCUACGUGUGUAAUUUAUAAGACGUGUCUUUCUUGGGGCGGGAGGAGCAUACGAGGACCCCCUUCGGUCAGCUCUUCGACGAUAUACUGUGUUUACACUAGCAACUCAGGAAACAUAAUAUCAACAUAUUCUUGUC
This is a messenger RNA of Suillus subalutaceus, 1190 nucleotides long. RefSeq lists its product as uncharacterized. NCBI's taxonomy places the organism in Eukaryota, Fungi, Basidiomycota, Agaricomycetes, Boletales, Suillaceae. The record is from RefSeq and is a predicted model, not a curated record. The transcript is spliced from 15 exons. The coding region runs from base 127 to 975 and encodes 282 amino acids.